This is a messenger RNA of Aspergillus glaucus CBS 516.65, 1054 nucleotides long. RefSeq lists its product as uncharacterized. Bases 398 to 826 code for a protein of 142 amino acids. The record is from RefSeq and is a predicted model, not a curated record. The transcript has 4 exons. NCBI's taxonomy places the organism in Eukaryota, Fungi, Ascomycota, Eurotiomycetes, Eurotiales, Aspergillaceae.
GCAGCAUGUACAACAUAUCAUUCUUAGCUACUUGCAGAUCUCCUUCAGCUCGAAACCAAUAUUCUGUGUCCCCUUUUCGGACAUCAGCCUACCGGUUGUUUGAAAGUGGUAGAUAUGCAAACUAGAGCACAAAGGAACAUCAAGUACUCUAAUUGUCUGAUUCAAAUAUUUGUUGAACUACUACCUUUCUAAGUCCCAACCUAAGAUGCCGAAACAAUCUCAAUCCAUGUCUAACACUCAUGAUAGCCCGACUUGCGGUGUGACGGACAUUUGCAUCUGCAGAAUAAGCAUUUAUACAAAUAAUCUCGAUAUUCUGCAUGGUAAAUGAAGAUAUAUAGACAACUGAAUUCUUCAACACCAAAACUAUAUCUUUAACCAAAACCAAUUCAUCACAACAAUGUUGGAAGAGAUUGGAUUUGGUCACUACUGCAUAACAAACACCAACACGCCAGACAAGCUCCUCGAGGUGUCAGCAUCUAAUCACACCUCUGUAACAAUUGGGAAUCCCACAACAGACUGUGAUCCGCACCAGCUUUGGUACAUCUGGGGCGAAGGAUCUUACUUCCAUAUCCGCAAUGGGUCUGGGAAGUGCCUUGCGGUAAGCCCGCCAGGAGCCUAUUCGUCUGUGAUGGGACGAGACGAGCCCCAAGUGUGGAUUAUAGAAGUGGUCCAUGAAGAUCAUAACUUCUAUGGCAGGAUCUACGCUAAUGGAACCGGCCUCUGCCUUGCGCAGUUACCAGGUGCCAAUGGAACCCCUCAGCUUCAGCUUGUGGAAACAUCGCCUGAUCCGAACCAGAUCUGGAAACUUUGGCAAAUGGGGGCAUAAAGGCAGGCCGUAAAGAAUGAGGCGCGAUGUGUAGUGUGGUCCUUUAGGAUUCAGAAGAGAAUGAUUCGUUACCAAGAGCUGGACACGAGCAUGAAAGAAGUAAUGUAGUAAUCAUAAAAGACUUUCAAUGCUCUAACAUGGUAGAGUCGCGUAUGUACGAAGCGCAAGGACACCGAUUUAUUUCUCAAUCUAGCAAUGUGAUAGCGAUGCAGGCACUGCAUAAUGUAC